This is a messenger RNA of Symbiodinium sp. CCMP2456, 1419 nucleotides long. The record is from the annotation of a GenBank genome assembly. Lineage: Eukaryota; Dinophyceae; Suessiales; Symbiodiniaceae.
AUGGACAACCUGGAAAACUUUUGGUCUGCAGUUGAUGGGCACCCGAGCUUGACACAUCAUAUCCGAAGCAAACCGGGUUACAAGCGGACACUCGUCCCGUUGGGACUCCACGGAGAUGGAGUCCCAUUAACGGGACGAGGCAAGGUCUGGCAGCAAGGGUUUACAAACUUCAGCUUUUUCAGUUUGGUGGGCCAAGGAAACACCGGCGAGCUUCUAUUCUACAUAUGGGGCUUAUUCGAGAAGUUGAAAUAUUUGGAGCAUGAAGCCAACUCCACACUGACCCGUGCCUUUGCAAUUCUUCGCUGGUCUUUCCAAGCCCUCUUUGAGGGGGUAUGGCCGAGCAGGAACCAUCUGGGAGAAUUGUUCCCUGCCAAUUCUCAAGCUGGCAAGAAAGCGGGGCAGCGACUGGCUGGGCCAUACAGUGCAGUGUUUUUCGCUUUACUCGGCGACCUCGACUUCUAUGCUGGUACGAUGGGGCUCCCGAGAUCCUCCCUGGCCUCGGGGCCUUGCUGGUUAUGCAGGUGUCAGAAAUGGGGGGCUCAGAGCUGGCAAAAUUUUAGAAGAGAUGCCCCUUGGAUUCAGACAAUGUGGUCGGCACAAGCUUGGAAAAACUGGGCUGGGAAGUCGCCCUGCGAGCUCUUCCGUCUGGAUUGGUUCUCGGCUUUGAACAUAGCCCCAGAUUACAUGCACAAUAAAUAUCUGGGGGGGGAUCAGUUCUUUUAUGCAAGUAUACUGUACUUAUUGACACACCACCUGCUCCACUCGGAUGAACACCAGAACAUGCUCCAGGUGUGGAAAGAAAUUCAAGAAGUAUAUCGGUCGGAGGAGAUUCCCUGCAGAUACAGGUACUUGAAUACCGUUCGCAUGUUCCUGCGAAGGAACAACACUUUGAAGCUCAAAGGCAAAGCCUCGGAAAUCAGAUUUCUUCAUUUGCCACUGCUCAGGGUAUGGGAGGCACACAUGGUGCCUGGUGUCCAGGUGCAUCGGAAGAUACACUUGGCUUUGAAGCUGAAUGCCUUGUUGGAGGGCUUGCUCAUCGACUUCAAGGGCUUUGUCGCUCUGCCACCACAGGCAGCACAGCAAUUUGAGGAAGCAAUGUCAGCUUUUUUAUUGCUCGUCUCAGAGCUCAAGGCGCACUUUGAAGACGACGACAACGAUAUACGGCUCUUUACUACCACUGAAAAGCACCACUUCUUGCAACACACGGCGAAAUUUUCAGCUACAAUCAACCCCCGGAUGCUGUGGGCAUUCGCCGGGGAGGAUCAACAGCGACGAGCUCAAACCUUGGCCCAUGCAGGGACUUGGACCAUCAAAAGCGUCCAUCAAGAUCGCCCGUCGGUACAGGCUUGCCCUCCACCUGCUUUUCAAGUCGCACAGGCAGUGAGAAAGAAUCUGUCUCAGAAAGCCUUUGAGCCGUAG